Lactuca saligna is the source of this 705-nucleotide messenger RNA. Lineage: Eukaryota; Viridiplantae; Streptophyta; Magnoliopsida; Asterales; Asteraceae. The record is from the annotation of a GenBank genome assembly.
AUGGUUAUAACCAGUGUCGCCGGAGAUACUCUCAUGAACAAGAAAAGAACUAAAGGCAAGCAAAAGAUUGAUAUAAAGAAGAUAAAAGACCCCAACAGCCUCCAAGUCGCCUUCUCUAAACGCCGCACCGGACUUUUCAAGAAAGCCGCUGAGAUCUGUGUCUUGACCGGAGCCCAAAUCGCCAUCCUCGUUACUUCCCCCGCUGGUCGGUUCUAUGGCUUUCGCCACCCCAACACCGACGUCCUGUUUGACGACAUUCUGAAUGACAGCAACACAUACGCUGCCACCAACACCACCAACGGAGGAGAGACGGGAACCACCCAGAAGAACUAUCUAUCGCCGGCGCCACCGCCUAUAAUGGAGGAGUUCAAUCAACAUUACCCUGAGGUUUCGAGGGAGUUGGAGGCUGAGAAGAAGCGGGGAGGAAAGAUUCCAGAGAGCAGCGGCGCAUCACGUUGGUACGAAGAGCCUGUUGAUGGGCUGGAUGUGGAGGAGGCUCAACAGUAUCUUUGUUCGUUGGAUGAGUUGAAGAAGAAGGUUCUGACGAGAGCUGUUGAACUGAUGAUGAUCAACAAGUCUUCUGCUUUAUUCUUUGGUUCGAACAACGGCAUUCAACCGCCGGUGGAUAUUCCUUCAAACGCAGUAGUCGACGACGGUGGUUUUAACUUCGAGUACGACAGGAAUAUUCAGCGUUUAAUUGGUUAA